This is a messenger RNA of Entrophospora candida, 612 nucleotides long. NCBI's taxonomy places the organism in Eukaryota, Fungi, Glomeromycota, Glomeromycetes, Entrophosporales, Entrophosporaceae. The record is from the annotation of a GenBank genome assembly.
AUGGAAUUUCCAACUCAAGGGAAUCAAUGUUCAUUUAAUACUUGCAAACAACUUGAUUCUCAUCAAUGUUCACAUUGGGAAAUUGACAAAAAGAACGCAGAAGUAUGCUUGAAAUGUUCCAGAAUGAUUCUAAUUCCACAAGGCAAAUCUAACAAAGAAAUUUUAGAGGAGCAUCAUUCAUCAAUCUGUACUCUGCAUCUACUUUCUACUUCUGAAUUAUUAUCCAAACAACAAUGCAAACUCAUUGAAUGUGCUAACAGUGGUGAUGGUUCAUUGGUUUAUGUGAUUUGUGAUGGAUGUGGAAAUAAUUUUUGUUUAAAACAUCGUCAUCCAUUGGCUCAUAAUUGUUCUUCAUUGAAUGCUAACUCUGAGAAAAAAGCAAAAAGGCGUGCUUUUGCAGAAGAGAUGAUAAAAAAAUAUAUUAAAAACCCUGAUAGAUUAUAUCUUUUGGUUAAUUUUCCAAGUGAUUCGAAUUUAGCUUCAAAGCCUUUAUUUUUCAAUAAGGAUUGGUCAGUUGGAAAAGUUCUUGAUCAGAUUGCAAUAAUUGGUAAAAUCAAUAAUAACAACAAUCAUAUUUCAAUGAAUGAUCCAAAAAAUCAAACAAAAAAUUAG